Penicillium manginii is the source of this 387-nucleotide messenger RNA. RefSeq lists its product as uncharacterized. The record is from RefSeq and is a predicted model, not a curated record. Gene Ontology annotation, molecular function: DNA-binding transcription factor activity, RNA polymerase II-specific; transcription cis-regulatory region binding. The transcript has a single exon. Gene Ontology annotation, cellular component: nucleus. Lineage: Eukaryota; Fungi; Ascomycota; Eurotiomycetes; Eurotiales; Aspergillaceae. Gene Ontology annotation, biological process: regulation of DNA-templated transcription. The coding region runs from base 1 to 387 and encodes 128 amino acids.
AUGUGGGCAGAAACUUCUCAGGUUCCACUAGAACGAGAGGCCAAUUCGCGAGCUAUCUCGGUCGCCUCGGAUGAUGGUGAUAAGGAUGUCGUUGAUCGAGGAUAUCUGAGCAUCGAGACAGCGCAGACUUAUUUGAAUGUCUUUCAGACCGUGAUGACUCCCCAUUUCCCUUUCGUGAUCAUCCCGCCAAAUGUAUCAAUGCACCACCUCCGCCAGGACAAACCAUUCCUGUUCCUCGCCAUCCUUGCUUCUGCUUCCUAUGAAAAUAUGCCGCUGCAGCGAUCUCUCGGAGGCGAAGUGAAAAAAGCCGUUUCUGCUCGCAUGAUCCUAAAUGGAGAGGUCUCAUUUGACUUGCUGCAAGGGCUGUUGGUGUUCUUGGCAUGGUAA